CGGGCCGAGGGCGUCAGGAGGUCGCGCGACGUCCGAGGGUGAUGGGAGUUCACAAGUGGGAACCGAGUGUUGACGUCGUGUUUUAUUUAAUAAAAUUGUUUAAAAGUUAGAGUUCGGGCCCGGUCUGUUCUGAGUCAGGCCAUCAGUACAGAUUAAGACCCAUUGCUCCAUGUGAUUGUCCCCCACCGGGAGGCGUUCUCGUGGUUGAUGCCUGGCACCUGAAGGGUGGCACGAUGCCCGCAGCAACUGUGGACCACAGCCAGAGGAUCUGUGAAGUUUGGGCGUGCAACCUGGAAGAGGAGCUCAAGAGGAUCCGACAGGUCAUUCGCAAGUACAACUACAUUGCCAUGGACACAGAGUUUCCAGGUGUAGUAGCAAGGCCGAUCGGAGAGUUCAGAAGCAAUGCCGACUACCAGUACCAGUUACUGCGCUGCAAUGUGGACCUUUUGAAAAUAAUCCAGCUGGGUCUGACGUUUAUGAAUGAGCAGGGAGAAUACCCCCCAGGAACUUCAACAUGGCAAUUCAACUUCAAGUUCAAUCUCACAGAAGACAUGUAUGCGCAGGACUCCAUCGAACUCCUCACUACGUCAGGCAUCCAGUUCAAGAAGCACGAGGAGGAGGGCAUUGAGACGCUCUACUUUGCAGAGCUGCUCAUGACCUCUGGGGUGGUGCUUUGUGAUGGCAUCCACUGGCUCUCGUUCCACAGCGGCUAUGAUUUCGGAUACCUCAUCAAGAUCCUGUCCAACGCCAACUUGCCAGAGGAAGAAGUAGACUUCUUUGAGAUCCUGCGUUUGUUUUUUCCUGUCAUCUAUGAUGUGAAGUACCUCAUGAAGAGCUGCAAAAACUUAAAAGGAGGCCUUCAGGAGGUUGCAGAACAGCUGGAGCUGGAAAGGAUUGGCCCUCAGCACCAAGCAGGAUCGGACUCUCUACUAACUGGCAUGGCUUUCUUCAAGAUGAGAGAGAUGUUCUUUGAGGAUCACAUUGAUGACGCCAAGUACUGUGGUCACCUGUAUGGCCUGGGCUCGGGCUCGUCUUACGUUCAGAAUGGCACAGGCAACGCCUAUGAGGAAGAGGCUAACAAGCAGCAGUCAUGACCCCUGACCCCUAAACCAUAACCUCACCUUCUCUGCUGGUAUGUAUCGCAGCCCAGGACAGUGACUGGGGAGAGGCCGGAGCUUGAGGAGAACCAAGCGUGGAUGGAAGGAUAGAGAAGUUUUCUGGGUCUUACAUCCAGACAGUCUACUGCAGUUCACACGCCAGAUGUUCCGUGUUCAAUUCCCUGUUGGGAGCAGCCAAUUGGUUCAUUUGAAUUUCACAUGUAGCGCUUUAAAUGUGGGAUUUUAGUUUGUCAUAAAACGGAAAGUUCACACUUUAAAGCUCUUGACCAGAUUUUUUGGUUUUAUGAAGAGUAUUGAUUGGCAUUUCUUCCUUUUUCAGAAAUGUAAAUGCAAGAGACACUUCCUCCUCUUUGUUGCCUUUUGUACAUUAACAUUUGUCACUAAAUGUAUGUCUUUUAAGGCAAAAAACGGCUUUUAGUUUCUUCUUCCCAUAAACUUCAGCCUUAAUGAGCUUUAUGUUUUAUAACUUUUUUAUAUUAUUUAUUAUGUUGGCUAUGUAGCUAUGGAAGCUGAGUGUGACAUGGCAGUCCCCUUGAUGUGGCGUUCUUCCUUCUCUGGCGCAGGUCUUCGAGUGUGAUUGGUUGACAUAUGCCCGACCUCACAUUGACACGAACACCAGUGAACAAACACCCAUGAACACGCGUUUCACUCGAGAUUUUACCCCAUACUCAGUACGCACGUUUUACUGUUAAAGGUUCUGCAAAGAGACCAGCUCACUGGCCACUCAGUCAAAGGAGCUCAUCUAAACUUUUCUAUCUGGAUCUUUUUGUUACCCACUUUCACUUUCUAAACUGGCUUGAAGGUUUUGUAGUGUUUUAGUACAAAAAAGUCUAGAGCUUUUAUUCAUUUAAGAAAUAAUGCUUCUUAAUCUAAAGCGAAUGAGGCAAGUUGUCGGAGCAGCGUCAUUUUACCUGUACUGUCAGUUCUGGUUGAAGCACAUCUGUGCUGCCUCCUCUUUGCUGUUGUGUUGCUUUACAGUUCAUCCCCGCUUCCUGGAUCUAUUGCAUUACCAUGGUAAUUGGACGAUGAUCUUGUACAUGCUGUUGUUGCAUAGUACCUGGAGCUCAUCCGCAAACGUGUUGCAUGAACACGGCUUGUGAUCCUUUGUUGAAUGUUGCAUUUCACCAUGGGACGCAAGGAGAAACUUUACCGCUUGCUUUUUUCUUUUUUUUUUUUUUUU
This is a messenger RNA of Scleropages formosus (Asian bonytongue), 2298 nucleotides long. It is a transcript of the gene cnot7, whose product is annotated as CCR4-NOT transcription complex, subunit 7. Gene Ontology annotation, cellular component: CCR4-NOT complex. The transcript is spliced from 7 exons. Gene Ontology annotation, molecular function: poly(A)-specific ribonuclease activity; nucleic acid binding. Bases 234 to 1094 code for a protein of 286 amino acids. NCBI's taxonomy places the organism in Eukaryota, Metazoa, Chordata, Actinopteri, Osteoglossiformes, Osteoglossidae. The record is from RefSeq and is a predicted model, not a curated record.